AUGCGGUUGGGCACCUCCCGUGGCCGGCGGCUCCCUUACAGAGAGAUCGUGACCGGCGACUACAAGGAGCGAACGCCUGUCAUUCUCUUCACAGGCCUGCAGCUGACGCCAGCGGCUAAGACGGACAGCAGCUCGCCUCUGCCCGUGUUGACCGUGCCCUGUGAGCAGCCGUCACACGUGGCCGCGAAAAAUGUACGCACGCCCCCACCCCGGGCUGGGGACGCUGGCUGUGGCCAAGGCAGAGCCCCUGGAGGAGUCCACGCAGAGGAGACACAGCAUCGGGCUUCUGUCUGGGAGAUGCGUGUGUCCCAGCAGCGUGGAGGAUUGUCCGAGGGGGCCCAGGCUGGACACAGGAUUCCCGCGGGGAUACUGUUCUCCAACUGCAGUGUGGUGGUUGCCGGGGCAGGGGAUGGGUGCAGGCGGAAGAGAGCACAGGGGAUAAAAGCUGAUGGAAAAAAUAAAAUUUAUGAAAGAAUAAAUAAAAUACUCCCCCCAAUAAAACACAAGCAGAAACAGGCAGCAUCGGUCUUCCUACCCCGACUGACACCUUCCCCUCUUGUCUUCACAGCAUUUUAUAACUAUGACGCCCGGGGAGCGGACGAACUUUCUUUACAGAUAGGAGACACCGUUCACAUCUUGGAAACGUAUGAAGGGUGGUACAGAGGUUACACCUUAAGAAAGAAGUCUAAGAAGGGUAUAUUUCCUGCUUCAUAUAUUCAUCUGAAAGAAGCAAUUGUUGAAGGAAAAGGGCAACAUGAGACGGUCAUCCCGGGCGACCUCCCGCUCAUUCAGGAGGUCACCACGACGCUGCGAGAGUGGUCCACCAUCUGGAGGCAGCUCUACGUGCAAGACAACAGGGAGAUGUUCCGAAGCGUGCGGCACAUGAUCUACGACCUGAUCGAGUGGCGCUCGCAGAUCCUUUCGGGGACUCUGCCUCAGGAUGAGCUCAAGGAGCUAAAGAAGAAGGUCACUGCCAAAAUCGACUACGGAAACAGAAUUCUCGAUUUGGACUUGGUGGUGAGAGACGAAGACGGGAACAUCUUGGAUCCAGAACUAACCAGCACGAUCAGCCUCUUCAGAGCUCAUGAAGUGGCCUCUAAACAGGUGGAGGAAAGGUUGCAGGAAGAAAAGUCUCAGAAGCAGAACAUAGACAUCAACAGACAAGCAAAAUUCGCCGCCACCCCUUCUCUGGCCUUGUUCGUCAACCUCAAAAACGUGGUCUGUAAAAUUGGGGAAGAUGCCGAGGUACUCAUGUCUCUCUAUGACCCCGUGGAGUCCAAGUUCAUCAGUGAGAACUACCUGGUUCGCUGGUCAAGCUCCGGAUUGCCUAAGGACAUAGACAGAUUACACAACUUGCGAGCUGUUUUCACUGACCUCGGGAGCAAAGACCUGAAAAGAGAGAAAAUCAGCUUCGUCUGCCAGAUCGUGCGCGUGGGUCGCAUGGAGCUGAGAGACAACAACACGCGGAAGCUGACCUCGGGCCUGCGGCGGCCUUUCGGCGUGGCCGUGAUGGAUGUCACAGAUAUAAUAAAUGGAAAAGUAGACGAUGAAGAUAAACAGCAUUUCAUUCCCUUUCAGCCGCUCGCAUUGGACGACGCCAUUCGACACAAGCCGCUGAACAUGUCAUCCCGUUUUUCACCCAGGGUGGCAGGGGAGAAUGACUUCCUUCAGACUGUUAUAAACAAAGUCAUUGCUGCCAAAGAAGUCAACCACAAGGGCCAGGGUUUGUGGGUAACUCUGAAGUUGCUCCCUGGAGACAUCCAUCAGAUUAGAAAGGAGUUUCCUCACUUAGUGGACAGGACCACAGCAGUGGCUCGGAAAACGGGAUUCCCGGAGAUCAUCAUGCCUGGUGAUGUUCGGAACGAUAUCUAUGUAACAUUAGUUCAAGGAGACUUUGAUAAAGGAAGCAAGACCACCGCAAAGAACGUAGAGGUUACAGUGUCUGUUUACGACGAAGACGGCAAGCGACUGGAGUGUGUGAUUUUCCCGGGUGCCGGCGAUGAAGCAAUUUCAGAGUACAAGUCCGUGAUCUACUACCAGGUCAAGCAGCCGCGCUGGUUUGAGACUGUGAAGGUGGCCAUUCCCAUCGAGGACGUCAACCGCAGUCACCUACGCUUCACCUUCCGCCACCGAUCCUCGCAGGACUCUAAGGAUAAGUCGGAGAAAAUAUUCGCACUGGCGUUUGUGAAGCUGAUGAGAUACGACGGGACCACGCUGAGGGACGGGGAGCACGACCUCAUUGUCUAUAAGGCUGAAGCAAAGAAGCUGGAAGACGCGGCCACGUACCUGAGCCUGCCGUCCACGAAAGCCGAGCUGGAGGAGAAGGGCCACUCGGCCACGGGCAAGAGCAUGCAGAGCCUGGGGAGCUGCACCAUCAGCAAAGACUCCUUCCAGAUCUCCACCCUCGUCUGCUCCACGAAACUCACCCAGAACGUGGACCUGCUGGGGCUCCUGAAAUGGCGAUCCAACACCAACCUGCUGCAGCAGAACCUGAGGCAGCUCAUGAAGGUGGAUGGCGGCGAGGUGGUCAAGUUCCUGCAGGACACCCUGGAUGCCCUGUUCAACAUCAUGAUGGAGAACUCGGAGAGCGAGACCUUCGACACACUCGUGUUCGAUGCCCUGGUGUUUAUCAUCGGGCUCAUCGCUGACAGGAAAUUUCAGCAUUUCAAUCCUGUCCUGGAGACUUACAUUAAGAAACACUUUAGCGCCACGUUAGCCUACACGAAGCUGACAAAAGUGUUGCGGAACUACGUGGACAACGCCGAGAAGCCGGGCAUCAACGAGCAGCUGUAUAAAGCCAUGAAAGGCCUGGAGUACAUCUUCAAGUUCAUCGUGCGCUCGCGGGUCCUGUUCAACCAACUCUAUGAGAACAAGGGCGAGGCCGACUUCGUGGAGUCCCUGCUGCAGCUGUUCCGGUCCAUCAGCGUCAUGAUGAGCAGCGCGUCCGACCAGACCGUCCGGGUGAAGGGGGCAGCACUGAAAUACCUGCCAACGAUCGUCAACGAUGUGAAAUUGGUGUUUGAUCCGAAAGAGCUCAGCAAAAUGUUCACUGAUUUCAUCCUAAAUGUUCCUGUGGGGUUGCUGACCAUUCAGAAGCUGUACUGCUUGAUCGAAAUCGUCCACAGUGACCUCUUCACACAGCACGACUGCAGAGAGAUCCUGCUUCCCAUGAUGACGGACCAGCUCAAGUACCAUCUGGAGCGACAGGAAGACCUGGAGGCCUGCUGCCAGCUGCUCAGCAACAUGCUGGAGGUGCUGUACCGGAAGGAUGUGGGCCCGACCCAGAGGCACGUCCAGGUCAUCAUGGAGAAGCUGCUGCGCACUGUGAACCGCACCGUCAUCUCCAUGGGCCGGGACUCCGAGCUCAUCGGGAGCUUUGUGGCGUGCAUGACCGCGAUUUUACGGCAGAUGGAAGACUAUCACUACGCCCACUUGAUCAAGACUUUCGGGAAAAUGAGGACCGAUGUGGUGGAUUUCCUGAUGGAAACGUUCAUCAUGUUCAAGAACCUCAUCGGGAAGAACGUCUACCCCUUCGACUGGGUGAUUAUGAACAUGAUGCAGAACAGAGUCUUCCUGCGAGCGAUUAAUCAGUAUGCAGAUAUGCUGAACAAAAAAUUCCUCGAUCAAGCCAACUUUGAGCUACAGCUCUGGAACAACUACUUCCACCUGGCGGUCGCCUUCCUCACUCAGGAAUCCUUGCAGCUGGAGAACUUCUCAAGCGCCAAGAGAGCCAAAAUCCUGAACAAGUAUGGAGACAUGAGGCGACAGAUUGGCUUCGAAAUCAGAGACAUGUGGUAUAACCUCGGUCAGCACAAGAUCAAGUUUAUUCCGGAAAUGGUCGGCCCAAUGCUGGAGAUGACACUAAUUCCCGAGACGGAGCUGCGCAAGGCCACCAUCCCCAUCUUCUUCGACAUGAUGCAGUGUGAAUUCCACUACACCCGAAGCUUCCAGAUGUUCGAAAAUGAGAUCAUCACCAAGCUGGACCACGAAGUGGAAGGAGGCAGAGGAGACGAACAAUACAAAAAUUUCUACAAAGAAAUUGAAAGAGAAGAAAUGUAUAUAAGGUACCUGUACAAACUGUGUGACCUGCACAAGGAGUGUGACAACUACACGGAAGCGGCCUACACCCUGCUCCUCCACGCGAAGCUCCUGAAGUGGUCAGAGGACGUGUGCGUGGCCCACCUCACCCAGCGGGAUGGGUACCAGGCGACGACGCAGGGACAGCUGAAGGAGCAGCUGUACCAGGAGAUCAUCCACUACUUCGACAAGGGCAAGAUGUGGGAGGAGGCCAUCGCCCUGGGCAAGGAGCUGGCCGAACAGUAUGAGAACGAAAUGUUCGAUUAUGAGCAGCUCAGCGAACUGCUGAAAAAACAAGCUCAGUUUUACGAAAACAUCGUCAAAGUGAUAAGACCCAAGCCUGACUACUUUGCCGUUGGCUACUACGGGCAAGGAUUUCCCACAUUCCUUCGGGGAAAGGUCUUCAUUUACCGCGGGAAGGAGUACGAGCGCCGGGAAGAUUUCGAGGCCCGGCUGCUGACUCAGUUCCCCAACGCUGAGAAGAUGAAGACGACCUCCCCGCCCGGCGCCGAGAUCACCAACUCCGCCGGCCAGUAUAUUCAGUGCUUCACGGUGAAGCCCAAACUGGAUUUGCCCCCGAGGUUCCACAGGCCUGUGUCCGAGCAGAUCGUGAGUUUUUACAGGGUAAACGAGGUGCAGCGAUUUGAAUAUUCUAGGCCGAUCCGCAAGGGAGAGAAAAACCCAGACAAUGAAUUUGCGAACAUGUGGAUCGAGAGAACCAUCUACACAACCGCCUAUAAGUUACCUGGAAUUUUACGGUGGUUUGAGGUCAAAUCUGUUUUCAUGGUGGAGAUCAGCCCCCUGGAGAAUGCCAUCGAGACCAUGCAGCUGACCAACGACAAGCUGAACAGCAUGGUGCAGCAGCACCUGGAGGACCCCAGCCUCCCCAUCAACCCCCUCUCCAUGCUCCUCAACGGCAUCGUGGACCCGGCCGUCAUGGGCGGCUUCGCAAAUUACGAAAAGGCCUUCUUCACGGAACGGUACCUGCAGGAGCACCCAGAGGCCCAUGAGAAGAUCGAGAAGCUCAAAGACCUGAUCGCCUGGCAGAUUCCGUUUCUGGCCGAAGGGAUCCGGAUUCACGGGGAGAAGAUCACAGAAGCGCUGAGGCCCUUUCACGAGAGAAUGGAGGCCUGUUUCAAGCAGCUGCGUGAGAAAGUGGAGAAGCAAUACGGCGUGCGGGCCAUGCCCUCCAGCCUGGACGACAGACGAGGCAGCCGUCCCCGGUCCAUGGUGCGAUCUUUCACGAUGCCUUCUUCGUCCCGGCCUCUGUCGGUGGCCUCUGUCUCUUCCCUGUCCUCAGACAGCACCCCUUCCAGGCCAGGCUCUGAUGGGUUCGCCCUGGAGCCCCUCCUGCCCAAGAAGAUGCACUCCAGGUCCCAGGACAAGCUGGACAAAGACGACUCGGAGAAGGAGAGGAAGGACAAGAGGAAGGAGAAGAGGAACAGCCGGCACCAGGAGACGUUUGACAAGGAAUUGAAAGCCUCGGACACGGCCCCGCAGCAGAACGAGGCCGUGAUCCUCUCGGAAACGAUAAGUCCCCUGCGGCCCCAGAGGCCGAAGAGCCAGGUGAUCAACGUCAUCGGAAGUGAAAGGCGCUUCUCUGUGUCCCCAUUGUCACCGACCUCCCAGCAGACGCCCCCUCCGGUCAUGCCUCGGGCCAAGCUCAGCUUCAGCCUGCAGUCCAGUUUGGAGCUGAACGGCAUGACCGGGGUGGACGUGGCCGAGGUCCCGCCCCCCCUGCCUCUGAAAGGCAGCACGGCAGAUUACGGGAACCUGAUGGACAGCCAGGACCUGAUGGGCUCCCCCCCGCCCCCGCCGCCCCCUCCUCACCACAGGCACCUGCCACCUCCACUGCCCAGCAAAACCCCACCUCCUCCCCCUCCCAAGACCACGCGCAAGCAGACGUCCGUGGACUCUGGGAUUGUGCAGUGAGGACAAGCUUUCAGUGAGCCGCAAAGACCAAGCUGUCAUCUCUCCCGCCCUGUCCCCUUCUGUGUCUGGCAUUUACCUCAUUGGACCUGUGAUGUCUGACAUUUAGGGCAACUGCUUUUCCCUAAAAGGAAUUCGUUCCCAGCCUUGGAGUGCGUGGCCUUUAGUGUCGGGGAGCCCGGUGGAUGCGGGUCUGGGACAUCCUGGUGCGUUUAUCAACGUCGGGGGCUUCCGAGCGUGUCCCUGAGAGAGCCUGAAUCUUGCCCAGAGCCCUUUCUUUUUGUGCCAAAUGACACACUAGCCAAGAGCGAGGUUGAGCUGAGCCGAAGGCAGCAGCAGGAUGGUCCCCCCUGAGAACCAAGCGGUACCUGAGCGCCCCGAGCCCCACCUCAGCCAGACCCCGGCUUCCACGCGGGCAUCUCAUCAGACCCCCCGCGGCUCGUGGCGGGGCCUUGUGUUGGUUGAAUGUAUGUAUCCGACAUCACCCCUCCGGGAAGUUCCUGGUCUCCUUCGGGAUCAAUUAAAAUAGGAUAUUCCUCAGCUACUGAACAGUUACUAAUUUAUGGAGUGGAAACACCGUUAAAAAUACUGGAUCAAGGGAAAAAUAACUGCGUAUAGGAAGAUGAGUUUCCUUCUCUGUAAGUAAAGGAUCCAGGAACCACGAGAGAUGGUUUUACCUGGGUGGAUUCUUCCGGUCCUCUGUACAGAAGUUUGUAUAUAUGAUGGUUCCUAGGCCUCGUGUUAAUUUUCGUGGUCCUUCCAUUUACUGUAAUAGGUGUCCACACUGAGUCGCAAGUAUGUGUUCUUCAUUUUUAAUGGCUGGAAAUGUAAAAAAUAAAAAUCCAAAUAAAGUUCUGUCGUCGUUGUUCUCAAAGCUCCAAAGUCCUGAAAAUGUCAGCGAACGAUGAUUUUUGAAAAACUAACUUUGUAUAACCUAAUAUUUGUAUUCUGUCAUCUAUAUUUUUUUAUUCACUAUAAUCAUGAUACCCGUCUAAUAGGCUCAAAAGUUAAUCAUUGACAAGGAAAAAUAAAAUUUAUUUAAAAAGAC
This is a messenger RNA of Miniopterus natalensis, 7054 nucleotides long. The record is from RefSeq and is a predicted model, not a curated record. Lineage: Eukaryota; Metazoa; Chordata; Mammalia; Chiroptera; Miniopteridae.